AGUGCAGAAGCUGGACGAAGCCAAGGAUGGUGUAUCCAGUGUGAAGGUGUCAGACCAUGAGGUCCUGGCAGGGGACCUCAUAUGCUUGGAAUCGUGUGUCCAUUUGUGACUGGCUUAUUUCACUCAGCAUAAUGCCCUCAAGAUGUCCAGCAAGGAGGCCAUUGGCUGCGACAUUGGGCAGGCCCGCCAGGCAGUGGAGCAGCUGAGGAUGGAGGCUGGCAUCGAUCGCAUAAAGGUGUCCAAGGCAGCCGCUGACCUGCUGCAGUUCUGCAUGGAGCAGGCCAAGAGCGACCCGUUCCUGGUGGGCAUCCCAGCUGCCACCAACCCCUUCAAGGAGAAGAAGCCUUGCGCCAUCCUAUGAUACUGGCCCCGAGGCCCCUCAAUAAACAUGAAGUAAAUGCU
Molecule: messenger RNA, 402 nt
Organism: Myotis myotis
Lineage: Eukaryota; Metazoa; Chordata; Mammalia; Chiroptera; Vespertilionidae
Gene: GNG14
Product: G protein subunit gamma 14
Exons: 4
Coding region: 143-361 (72 amino acids)
Biological process (GO): G protein-coupled receptor signaling pathway
Cellular component (GO): heterotrimeric G-protein complex
Molecular function (GO): G-protein beta-subunit binding
Source: RefSeq, a predicted model, not a curated record